Molecule: messenger RNA, 6935 nt
Organism: Drosophila busckii
Lineage: Eukaryota; Metazoa; Arthropoda; Insecta; Diptera; Drosophilidae
Gene: Dscam3
Product: Down syndrome cell adhesion molecule-like protein Dscam2
Exons: 35
Coding region: 280-6516 (2078 amino acids)
Biological process (GO): axon guidance; dendrite self-avoidance; homophilic cell-cell adhesion
Cellular component (GO): axon; plasma membrane
Molecular function (GO): cell-cell adhesion mediator activity
Source: RefSeq, a predicted model, not a curated record
CGUUUCGAACUGAUUGGACGUGUUAAGCGGACUAAAUUGCCAAACAGUUGCCAGCGACGUACAACUCAAUGUAACUGCGACCAGCUUACGGGAUAUACCAGCAUUGCCGUCGCCGUCGCCACUGUUGCGCCGCAUUGCUUUGUGGCUGUGUGGCCAAAAGAUAACGAGCCAAGAAACUGCGGCAUGCACUGACUCUGAACUACACAAGAGACUGGCAGCAAACGUGAGAAGAGUAACAACAAUCAAAUUGUAAUUUAAUAAAAACCUACAUGCAACGAUAUGAGUUUAUUAGUGCUACACAACAGAGAGCAAGCAUUUACUUGCGCGACAACGCAACGACUGCAACUGCAACUGCUACUGCUGCUGCUGCUGCUGUUGCCAUGGCAGACAACAACAGUGCAGGCCACAAGCGGCUUACGUGUGCCCACGUUUCUGCUGGAGCCCGCGCCGCGCCUGCUGUUUGGCAACGAUACGGGCGCCCAGGUUAGUUGCCUGGUGGCUCAUGGCAAUCCGCCGCCCGUUGUGUCCUGGGUAUUGCGCGACGGCACGCUGGCAACGCAGGUGCCAGGACUCAGAAAAAUAUCUGGCAACGGCACAUUGCACUUCCCACCAUUUUUGGCGCAAUAUUAUCGCACGGAUGUGCACGAGGCCAGCUACCGUUGUCGAGCUAGCAACGAGGCCGGCACAAUAUUGAGUCGCAAUGUGCAGGUGCAAGCAGUGGUGCGUCGCCAGUUUCACGUACACGUUGAAAAUACUGAAGUCUAUUUGGGAAAUUCGGCAUUGAUUAAGUGCGCUAUACCGGAAUAUGUGCGGCCUUAUGUGCGUGUGGCCAGUUGGCAACGCGGCGAGGAGAUACUGCUGCCGGAUCUGUCGGAUGUUGCGGGUCGCUAUGUGGUGCUGGCUGCCUCUGGUGAUUUGUACGUGCGCACUGUGCGCACCGAGGACGGUUUGGUUAAGUUCAGCUGCCUGGUAACCAAUACGCUCAAUGGCGAAAGGCAGCGCAGCGAUGCUGUCGUGCUGCAAGUCAAGGAGUUGAGCAAAAAUCUGGCACCGCGCACCACACAAAAGCCCGUAAUGGAAAUCAAUGUGGAACGUGGCAAUGAUGUGCACUUGCCUUGCAAUAUCCAAGGCAAUCCUUUUCCCAUAUUCACCUGGUAUCGUGUAUCUGAUUCCGCCGCACUCUAUCCCAUACCUUCAUCACAGCGCGUUAUACUGUCGCGUACGCUGCUGCUUAUUAAAAAUGCUGACGAACGCGAUGCGGGCAAGUGGAUUUGCCAGGCGUCGAAUCAGUUUGGCGAGCAGCGCAUCGAAAUUCGGCUCAGUGUCAAUACGUUUGUGUCCGUCCAUAUAUUGCCGCAAGUACAAAUUGUCAAUUCGGGCGGAACGGCAAUUUUCAAUUGCACCACAACGGGCUCGUCGAUCGAUGCCAAUGCCAUCGACUGGCUGCACAAUGGGAAGCCGCUGCAAGCGAAUAAUGCACUCAGUACCGGUCGGGAUAACAUACGCUUUCUAUCGAAGAGCUCGUUGAUGGUGCAGAAUGUAGGACGACGCGACCGCGGUGUCUAUCAAUGUCUGGUGGAGAACGAGCGUGCCAGCGCUCAGGCCAUGGCGGAACUAAAGUUGGGCGACACUGUGCCCGAACUGAUUUACACGUUCAUUGAACAGAAUGUGCGUCCGGGGCCAUUAAUAUCGCUUAAGUGCUCUGCCAGUGGCUCGCCGCCGCCGCAAUUUGCUUGGCUGCUUGACUCGCAGCCCAUAAUGGAUGUCUCGCUGCAUCAUCGGUUUGCAAUUGGGCAAUUUGGCGAUAUGUCUGGCGAUGUGAUAAGCCAUUUAAAUAUCUCACACGUGCGACCCGACGACGGUGGCCUAUAUAGGUGCGUUGCCAGCAAUACAAUGGGCAGCGUGGAGCAUGCAGCCAGAUUGAAUGUUUAUGGUCCGCCAUUUGUGCGCGCCACUGGACCCAUUAAGGCCGUGGCCGGCGAGGACAUUACGGUGCGCUGUCCCUUUGCCGGCUAUCCCAUUGACCAGAUACGCUGGGAGAAGGCGCAUCAAGAAUUGACAACCAGCUCUCACCAUGUGCUGUCCAGCGCGCAGGAGGGCGGUCAGCUGCUUAUCAAGAACGUCGAGCCGGGUCGGGAUCAGGGCAUCUACACCUGCAUAGUGCGGAGUCGCGCCGGCGAGGAAGCGCGACGCGACAUGCAAUUGAAUGUGAACAGUCCGCCCGUCAUUGAGCCCUUCAAGUUUCCAAAGAAUCUGCAGGAAGGCGGACGCGCGCAAAUCACCUGCGCUGUCUCCUCUGGCGACAUGCCCAUCUACUUUAGCUGGAAGAAGGAUGAUGGCAGCAUACCCAGCAGUCUGCAGAUUACGGAAAAGAAGGAAGAGUUCUAUUCACUGCUGGUGCUUAAGGAUAUCAGCGCCAAGCACAGCGGCAAAUAUACCUGCUAUGCCAGCAAUGCUGCUGCCAAGGUGAACUACACAGCGGAGUUGCAAGUACGCGUGGCGCCGCGCUGGAGCUACGAGCCCAUGGAUACGGCCAUUAUGCUUGGCAAUACAAUAUCGAUAAAUUGCGAGGCCGAAGGAUAUCCGAUUCCAGCUAUUACCUGGUUCAAAGGACAGGGCAAAGCCUCGAAGGACUUCAAGCCAUUGAGCAUGCGUAAUCACUCGCUGCUGCUCAAUCUGGCAACGGACAACGAUGAGGGCUACUACAUGUGCCAGGCAGCGAACGAAAUUGGUGCGGGCCUCAAGAAGAUAAUACACAUCAAUGUGAAUGAGCCGGCGCGCUUCGAGCAGCCUGCGCGUAAUAUUAGCUCGCGUCGCAAUGAUCCAGUUACGUUGGACUGUCACGCCAAGGGCGAUGAGCCCAUCAGCAUUGCCUGGACGCAUAAUAACGGGCGCAUAGAUCUGAACAACUUUCGCUUCAGCAUUGCAGAGAUGAAAACCGAAAAGGGCGUGGACUCGCAGCUGACCAUUGCGCACUCGGAUCGCCAUGACUCGGGCGUGUAUCGCUGCAUUGCCGAGAAUCCUUACGGGCGUGCUGAGCAAAUUGUUUUCCUAGCCGUGCAGGAGCGCCCCGAUACGCCCUCCAAUCUGGAGGUCUUUGAGGUGGGCUCACGCACCGUCAAGCUCAGCUGGCGGCGUCCCUUUGACGGCAACUCGCCAGUGCUUAGCUAUCUGGUGCAAUAUCAGGCGCUCAAGUAUCUGCAAUCGCACACAGCGCUGGGUCUGGGCGCUGCAGGCGGCGACUGGGCUGGCCUCAAUGUGAUCAAUGUAACGCUGCCCUCGACAAGCAUCAGUCGCAGCUACGAUACAGAUUUGCGUGAGAGCGCAAUUGUUGCUGGCCUAUCGCCAGCUACAACAUUCCUCAUACGCAUGCAGGCGAUUAAUGAAAUAGAGCGCAGCGCAUAUACCGAGGCAAUUGUGCUAAAGACGCAGGAGGAGGCGCCCACUGAGGCGCCAUCCAAUGUGCAGGUGCAGACAGGCGGCGAAAGCGAGCUAAUUAUCACUUGGCAGAUACCGCCACGCGAGUCGUGGAAUGGCGAGCUCAUCGGCUAUACAGUGAACUGCAGCGAGGAGAAACAGAACAUUAACUACAUUAGCGUGGAGAACAGUUCGCUCAAGUCGCUGAUUGUAAGUGGUUGGGCCACCACCAAGGCUACGCUGCGUGGUCUGCGCAAAUACACGCGCUAUGCCGUCACGGUGCGUGCCUUGAAUAGCUUUGGCUCCGGGCCCUGGAGUGCUGCCAUUUUCGGCACGACCGCUGAGGGCGUGCCGGAGGCUGCGCCGCAGCAUGUCAACUGUACGGCGCUGUCGUCGCAGAGCUUGAAGAUAACGUGGCUGGAGCCGCCGCUGCAAUUCCAUGGCGGCAUCAUACAAGGAUAUAAAAUUUUAUAUCGCCCCAUAGUGCAGCAAAUUGAUGUGCCCGCCAAGCUGGAAGUGAAACGCACUUCCAAUUUGGAAACUUAUCUGCAUACGCUGCUCAAGGCUACCAACUACUCCAUACGCGCUUUGGCCUACACAUCGACGGGCGAUGGGCUCGCCAGUCAGCCAUUGUUUUGUCAAACGGAUGACGAUGUGCCCGAUGCGCCAGCGGCCAUUAAAGCGGCCGCCUUGACGGCUGAUUCGAUUUUAAUUUCAUGGCUACCGCCAAAGAAUCGCAAUGGCAUCAUAACCCAUUAUACGGUCUAUGCACGUGAAGCGGGACGCAAGGGCCAAAGCAAGACUCACAUGGUGCGUGUGGAUGAGUAUGGCUAUCCGGUGACAUUUGAGGCGCGCAGUCUGGCAGAGAAUCAGAUGUACGAGUUCUGGGUAUCGGCCUCCACUUCAGUGGGCGAGGGCGAGCCAACGUCUGUGGUGGCGCAGGCGACCAACACACGAGCACCUGCACGCAUCGCUUCAUUUGGUCAGGUGGUGCGCAAAGCCGUGGGCACCAGGCUGGUGCUGGAAUGUUUGGCCGUGGGCAAUCCGACGCCGCGAGCUCGCUGGUUGACUCGCGAUCGCCCCGUAACCUUUAGCCCCUUCUACGAGGUGACCAACGAGGGCAACCUGCGCAUACAUCGCGUUGAAGGCAGCCUGUCCGGAAAUUAUACGUGCACGGCGAACAAUCUCUUUGGCAGUGACGAAAUCCAAUAUCAGGUGAUUGCAAUGAAGCCGCCCGCUGCACCACAAAUCAUUGUGCAGUACGCUUCCGCUGACAGCAUACGCGUCAGCUGGGACGCGCCCGAGGAUGGCGGCGCCCCGCUGCAGGGCUACAGCAUUGCAUACCAUACGGCCGGCGAUAGCUGGACACAGACCGAGCUGCUGCCGGAGAACAACGCAUACACAAUCGAGGGCCUGAAGUGCGGAAAUCAGUACAUUAUAAAAAUGUCCGCUCACAAUAUGGUUGGCACUGGGGCGGCCAGCGAGGAAAUUAAUGUCUGGACCAAGGGAAAAGCCUCGCAGGCGCCAAAUGGCAACGAACUAAUUGCCACCAAUGCAACUUGCGUGAAUUUAAAGCUCUCGUCGUGGCACAAUGGCGGCUGUGGCAUACAUCACUUCUCCAUCGAGCAUCGUCCAUUAGGUGACAUACGCUGGACAGUUGUCACAUCAGAUAUAUCGAACGCGGAGGAGAAUCGCGAAAAUUUAAUAUUCUGCGACUUUCUGCCGGCCAAAUGGUACCAGCUACGCAUUUCGGCCACCAACGACGCUGGCAAAACGACGGAGCAUUAUCAUUUCAGCACAACGAGCCUCGAUGGCAUCACCAUUCCACCGCCGCCGGUAUUCCCAUCGGAAAACGAUUUGAUGAACAAUCUGAUAAAUGCGACAAAUCCAACCAGUGGUGAUUGGUAUUCAACGUUAAUUGUCGCUUCCAUAAUCACAGUGAGCAUCAUAACGAUCGCCCUUACCAUUAAACAUCGUCGCACUCUUUGCGGUCCCGUUGCUGCGGGCUACGAGUCUCGUGCGCUGCCCGGUGACUACAAGGAGGAGCAUGAGAAUCGACGCAACCAGCAGGUGUACAGCGCCUCGCCGGUCAAGACUGUGGACAAGGGCAACGAUUCGGAAAUGUACGAGAUUUCGCCAUAUGCCACGUUCAGUGUCAACGGCGGUCGCACUGGCGCGCCAGCCAAGACGCCCACACGUGGCCUGGCCACCCAAACGCCCCACGACUACACCAUGCAGUUCAAAACGUUUGGUCAUCCCGAGGGCGAGAGCUUAAAUGCCACUGCCUAUCCGCUGCUGCCCAAUCCUGGCUUUGGUCACGUCAAGGGCAAGUCCAGCUGGCACAAGCAGCGCUACUACAACACCGAUGAUGAGUCGACGCUGAGCAAAUCGAUGACUAUUGUCGCUGGCUCGCAGUCAGGACAUUCGAAGAAAAGCAGCGCCGCACGCAGCUGCAAAAGCGGCAAUGCAGUUGUCGUAGCCGAGUCCGAGUCGGACACUAGCAUUAGUCCCAGCACAGAGUUCUCCAACAUGCCCACCUACAGAGUUCCUUGCAAGUCCUCGCGCAGCAGCGACGGACGCGCAGUUGUAGAUAUGUUUCGACCUGACUCCAGCACAGAGUCGAACAACGAUCAGGGCUCGCCUGGUUUGGAGCGACGCUUGAACACACCGCGGCAUAUUGGCGUCGCCGUGGAGAAGCGCAGCGCUGGCGCUGCUCAUCGCAGUCGCAAGCAGCAUGCAGCCGCUCAGGCGGCCAACCAAACGUUGGAGCGACGAAAGUGCCCUGGUAGUAACAACAGCAUGGACAGUGAGGUUGAUGCGCAGACAGUCGCCAGCAUUGCGGCCAUCAUAAGCGGCGUGGAAUUGGCUGCCAGCGGCUUUCGACCGCCCGCUGGCUUUCACGAUGCUGCGCGUGAGUUUGGCGAUCAGGCGGAGUGCGAGCGCGAGCAGCGCGCCCUGGACUUGGAGGUGCAGCGCGUGAUGGAGAACACGACUGAGACGCAGCUGGCGAAGAUGGAUCGCGAGGAGCUGACCUCACUGUUGGCAAGGUAUCACGAGAAGAAGGAGCAGGAGCGCCAAGAAUACACAAUACACGUUUAAUAGCGGGCAGCCCAACAAAACAAACAAAAAAACAACACAACACACAAACUAAAGCAUUUAAAUGCAUUUAAAAUAGCGAGACAGUCUAUAUACAAAUACAAAACUCUGAUUGUUGUUCAUUAACAUAUGCGUAUAUAUAUAUAGUCUGUAAGCCAAGCACUUCGUAUAUAUAUAUAUAUAUAUAUAUUCUCGCUGUAACGCAAUUUAAAGACUAUAAAAAGUAUCUCGAUGUACUUAUGACUAAGCUUGCCUACUCCUCCGACUAGAGAGCAAGUGUUGAACGUCUGCUAGUUAUGUAAGUCAGCCAGCGAUUAUGCAUAAGUAACUAACUACACUUACUUACGAUGUGUAUGAUUCGAUUUGUUGUGAUAAAUUAUGUAGUGCAUAACCAACCAAUUGGCGUCUAAUUAAAAUAUACA